This is a messenger RNA of Alligator mississippiensis (American alligator), 2268 nucleotides long. RefSeq names its product solute carrier family 27 member 5 (gene SLC27A5). The transcript is spliced from 10 exons. Gene Ontology annotation, molecular function: long-chain fatty acid-CoA ligase activity; long-chain fatty acid transmembrane transporter activity. Bases 75 to 1934 code for a protein of 619 amino acids. The record is from RefSeq and is a predicted model, not a curated record. Lineage: Eukaryota; Metazoa; Chordata; Crocodylia; Alligatoridae. Gene Ontology annotation, cellular component: endoplasmic reticulum.
UUAUCUUGCCUGCCUCCUACACACACAGAGCAGAGCUCAGGGUGCCUGCAGCAAAGUCCCCUGCUCCUGGAAUCAUGUUCCUGCUCUUCACAGCCCUCACUGGGCUGCUGCUUCUGCUUCCUUUGCUGGGGAUCUUCUUCCCUUACUGGUGGCAAGACCUGACCAUGUGUGUGGCCACCAUCCGUUUAGGAGUCAGGUGCCUUGUAUGCUUUAUCCGCCGCCCAGCAUUCACCAUGCUUGACAUGUUUUUGGAGAAGGUGAGAAGACAUCCCAAGAAACCUCUGCUGCUCUUUGGUGACCAGGUCUUUACCUACCAGGACAUAGACCGCCUCAGCAGCAAGACAGCCCGGGUACUGCAGGGAAGCUUGGGGCUGACAGAGGGGGACUCAGUGGCUGUCUUUCUGAUGAACAUCCCUGCCUAUGUGUGGGUCUGGCUAGGGCUGGCGAAGAUUGGCUGUGCCAUGGCCUGUUUGAAUUACAACAUUCGCUCCCAGUCCCUGCUCUAUUCAUUGGUCUCCUGUGGGACCAAGGUGCUGCUGACCAGCCCAGAUCUCAAAGCUGCCAUUGAAGAAAUCCUGCCUAGUCUACAGGAAAAAGGGAUUCGGGUCUAUUACCUGAGUGCUGAGUCCCCUACCCAGGGUGUGGAAGCCCUCCAAGGGCAGAUAGAGUCUGCCUCAGCAGAACCGCUGCCUGUUGACCUGCGAGCCAAGGUGACUGAGAAAUCCACAUCAGUAUACAUUUACACGUCAGGCACCACAGGUCUCCCAAAAGCUGCUAUUAUAACACAGAGGAAGUUGUUUCUCGUGGCAAGCAUAUUUGGUAUCUGUGGAGUCACGCCCAAGGAUGUGAUCUAUACCACACUUCCGCUAUACCACUCAGCUGCAUUGCUUAUUGGGAUUGGAGGAUGCUUGGAGGUUGGAGCCACCUGUGUUCUGCGCCCCAAGUUCUCUGUGUCCCAGUUCUGGGAUGAUUGCCGGCGAUACCAUGUCACUGUGAUCCAGUAUGUAGGGGAGGUGAUGCGCUACCUCUGCAAUGCACCAAAGAGGGAAAAUGAGCAAAACCACAAUGUGCGGCUGGCACUAGGAAAUGGCAUGCGGGUGGAGGUGUGGAAGGAGUUCCUCCAACGCUUCGGGCCUGUCUGCAUCUGCGAGUUCUACGGGGCGACAGAGGGGAACAGCGGGUUUGUGAACUACACAGGGAAGAUAGGAUCUGUGGGACGGGACAACCCCUUCUUAAAGAAAUUAGCUCCCUAUGAGUUGAUUAAGUAUGAUGUGGAACGGGAUGAACCUGUGCGGGAUGAAAGAGGUUACUGCAUUCGUGUCCCUACUGGUGAGGCAGGGCUCCUAGUGACAAAGAUUACCAAGGCCGCCCCAUUCAGUGGCUAUGUGGGAGACCAGAAGAAGACAGAGAAAAAGAUCCUCAGGGAUGUCCUGAAGAAGGGCGACCUCUACUUCAACAGUGGUGACCUCCUCUCAAUUGACCAUGAGGGCUUCGUAUAUUUCCAGGACCGGGUGGGAGACACGUUCCGCUGGAAAGGGGAGAAUGUUGCUACAACAGAGGUUGAGACAACCCUGGCAGCUAUGAAAUUCAUUCAAGAGGUCAACGUCUAUGGUGUUCCAGUGCCAGGACAUGAAGGGAAGAUUGGGAUGGCAGCAAUCCGACUGACGGACUCAAUGGCCUUUGAGGGUGAAGCACUUUACACCCACACCAAGGAUUACUUGCCAAGUUACGCCAUCCCUCGGUUCGUGCGCCUGCAGGACGCAAUGGAGAUCACAGGCACGUUCAAGCAGUGCAAAGGCCGUCUGGUAAAGGAGGGGUUUGACCCUACUAUCAUCAAGGACCCUCUCUUCUUCUUGGAUGAAUCAAAGAAGUGUUAUGUGCCUAUGAGCCAUGAGAUAUAUAAAGCCAUCCUCGAUAAAAAACUAAAGCUCUGAUCAGUCCUCUGUUGCCCUGGGUCACUAACAUAUAAACUGGUCUGGUGAUGCAGCUUAUACAGUGGAGAAGCCAAGAGGCCUGGAGCUGGGAAUUCUCAGGACCUAUCUGUGGAGGAUUAAUUGCCUCCCCGUCUGUUCAAAUCUGGUGCUAGGUGCAUGCUUUGUAACAAUGGUUUUAUAUCUUCUUCUUUUCCAGGGGAAUCUUGUAAAGAAUAUUUAGAUUUGUGAGAAAUUUUUUACGUGAUUUUCACCCCUGCCCUGCAUUGGAUAAAACAAAAUUACAUUUAGUGUUUUCCAUUUUGGUCAAGUAGAUUAAAAACUUAAUUUAAAUGAA